This is a messenger RNA of Symbiodinium sp. CCMP2592, 258 nucleotides long. The record is from the annotation of a GenBank genome assembly. Lineage: Eukaryota; Dinophyceae; Suessiales; Symbiodiniaceae.
AUGCGAUCGGGUCAUGGACGUUUCCUCCGCUACGCCUUGGUGGCUUGUGUGGUGGUGAUCAUCCUCGGUGCCGGCAUGUGUGCAUCGCUGCCCUCGGACAGCGACUUUGACUUGCAAGUGAUCGGAGGAUGGACUGUUCCGAUGCAGCGAAAUUAUGUGGUCCGGGACCUACCUAAGGACGAUUGCAUAGUUGCCGCACAUCCGCCGCAGGCAAACCGCAUGUCUUCGGAAGCCCAGCAAAGCCGCGGCCACCCGUAG